Molecule: messenger RNA, 1110 nt
Organism: Magnusiomyces paraingens
Lineage: Eukaryota; Fungi; Ascomycota; Dipodascomycetes; Dipodascales; Dipodascaceae
Exons: 1
Coding region: 1-1110 (369 amino acids)
Cellular component (GO): cytoplasm
Molecular function (GO): glutamine synthetase activity
Source: RefSeq, a predicted model, not a curated record
AUGGCUCAAACAACAAUUAUUUCUAACGGCGCUAACCUUGCCAAGUAUAUGAGUCUCCCCCAGAAGGGAGCUGUCCUUGCCGAGUACAUUUGGAUUGACGGUACCAACAACAUCAGAUCAAAGUGCAGAACUUUUUACAAGAAGCCCGAGACUAUCGACGACCUCCCUGAGUGGAACUUUGACGGUUCUUCUACCAACCAGGCUCCUGGCUCUAACUCUGAUAUCUACCUCAGACCCGUUGCCAUGUACCCCGAUCCUCUGAGACUUGGCGAUAACAUUAUUGUUCUCGCUGAGUGCUACAACUCUGAUGGCUCCCCCAAUGCCUUUAACUACAGACACGAGUGCGCCAAGCUUAUGGAGGCUCACAAGGAUGAGAAGAUUUGGUUUGGCAUUGAGCAGGAGUACACUCUCUUUGACAAUCUUGGAAACGUUUACGGCUGGCCCGUUGGAGGUUUCCCUGCCCCCCAGGGCCCUUACUACUGCGGUGUCGGCACCGGCAAGGUUUACUGCCGUGAUAUUGUCGAGGCUCACUACCGCGCCUGCCUUUUCGCUGGUAUCCGCAUUUCUGGUAUCAAUGCUGAGGUUAUGCCUUCCCAGUGGGAGUUCCAGGUUGGCCCCUGUGACGGCAUCUCGAUGGGUGACGAACUUACUGUUGCCCGAUAUCUCCUCCACCGUGUUGCCGAGGACUUUGGCGUUGUUAUCUCCUUCCACCCCAAGCCUUUGAAGGGUGACUGGAAUGGUGCCGGCUGCCACACUAACGUUUCCACCGAGAAGAUGAGACAGCCUGGUGGCAUGAAGUACAUUGAGGAAGCUAUUGAGAAGCUUUCCAAGAGACACAAGGAGCACAUUGCCGUCUACGGUGAAGACAAUGACUUGCGUCUUACUGGCAGACACGAGACUGCUUCUGCUGCCACCUUUUCUUCUGGUGUUGCCAACCGUGGUUCCUCUAUCAGAAUCCCCCGCUCUGUUGCCAAGGAGGGCUUUGGAUACUUUGAGGACAGACGUCCUGCUUCCAACAUUGACCCCUACUUGGUCACUGGCAUUAUGACUGAGACCAUUCUUGGCAGCAUUCCCGAUGUUGAUGUUGUCAAGCAGGUCAGCAGAAAGUAA